UUCAUUUUUAAACAGGCUGAUAAUGUGAGGCGGUAUCCCCACUUGAUGAGGAAAAUAAGCCACAAUGCGAGUACGUUCCGAGAAGCAGUGUGGUGUGUGAAGUGACAAGAUGUACAAAUUCCUCUCAAUACUGGUGCUGCUGGCUUCGUGCCUCGCUCAAGACGACGGGGGCGACUUGGAGUCCAUCAUCAAGCAGCUCCAGAACCAGAACAAUGGCGCAACGCAAGCGCCGCAGUCCUCCACUUUGGUGCCUAGCAUAGUUAACAAUAACGCUGACGACGACGACAAGUCCUGUUUGACAGCAGACAGCCAGAACGGCGAGUGCGUGCCGUACUAUUUGUGCGGCGCCAAUGACACCAUCAUUAAUGAUGGCGUCGGGAUCAUCGACAUCAGAGUAAAGGAUGGCGAAUGCAAGUCGUACUUAGAUACGUGCUGCCUGCCGCCGGACCGUAAGACUCCAGACAACCCCAUCACCCCCGCACCUCCUGUUAAGAACCGAGAGGGCUGCGGCUGGCGCAACCCCGACGGGCUCGGGUUCCGUAUCACCGGCGCCGCCGACGGAGAGGCCAACUUCGGCGAGUUCCCCUGGAUGGUGGCCAUCCUCAAGAUCGAACCAGUAAACGAGAACGAGCCAAACGGCCAGAAGCUGAACGUGUACGUCGGCGGGGGCUCCCUCAUUCACCCCAGCGUGGUACUAACGGCGGCCCACUACGUCUCCAAUGGGAACCAGCUGCGAAUCCGCGCUGGAGAGUGGGACACGCAGACCAAGAACGAGCUGUAUCCGUACCAGGACCGAGAUGUUAAGGAGGUGGUGGUUCAUAAGGACUUUAACAAAGGCAACCUGUUCUACGACAUCGGUCUCCUGUUCCUGGCGUCCCCCGUGGACGCGGCGCCGAACAUAGGCGUCGCCUGCCUGCCCAGCCCCGGCGUGCGCGCCGUCGGCGGCAAGCGCUGCCUGGCCAGCGGGUGGGGCAAGGACCACUUCGGGAAGGAGGGCCGGUACCAGGUCAUACUCAAACGGGUGGAGGUCCCAGUAGUGGACCGCGCGCGCUGCCAACAAGAGCUGCGGAAGACCCGCCUCGGCAAGUACUUCGAGCUGCACAGCUCCUUCAUGUGCGCCGGCGGCGAGACCGGCGCCGACACGUGCAAGGGUGACGGCGGAUCGCCCCUCGUCUGUCCUUCUGAGUACGAGAAAGACCGCUACAUCCAACAUGGCAUCGUCGCGUGGGGCAUCGGCUGCGGCGACCAGACGCCGGCCGUGUACGUCGACGUCGGACACCUCCGGUCCUGGGUCGACGACAAGGUCCGCGGACACGGAUACGACGAAAAAGUUUACACUUACCUUGACUAGGUUUACAAAUGUCUUGGAAAUGGGGGUAGCACUCACCGCCGCCUGUGACUGCAUCAUCAAUCAGUCGGCUACAUUUUCUCGGCAGCUUCUUAAAGACUAACCCCCUUAUUCAUAAACGUCUACUAAAGUUGACAAGCCGCUAAUAAUUGUUUGUCCCUUUCCGACGUAUUAGUAUGAUGGAAAGGGGCAAACGAUUAUUAGCGGCUUGUCAACUUUAGUAGACGUUAAUGCAUAAGGGGAAAAUAAAGCGCUAAUUGUCCUAAAACAUAUAUAAUGAAUAAAUUAUAAUUAUAAGAUCCACAGACCUAAAUAAAUUCAUAUUUUAGGGCUCCUCUACACGAUGGACCAUCGUACGCCAGUCUAAGGGACGCAGCUAUGCAGUGGAAUGAGAUAGCAAUAUCACUUGCUCGCUCUAACACAUAAAUGCGUCCCUUGCACUGGCCUACGCUGGGCCAUCGUGUAGAGGAGCCAUUUGAUUAAGGUCAAUAUGGAGAUUAUGAAGAUCGGCAUAUAAAAAAUUUUAUUGGGAAGACUCGUAUAGAUCGUGUCAUUCACAAAGACGCAUGCCUCGACUCGCAUUGUCAUAUUAAUAAAGAUUAGAUUUGAUAAAUCUGAGCGUCAUUGUAGAUGACACGAACUAUAUUUAAUUUAUAUAGGUACGUCUCUCAGACACAGUCAGAACAGGAAACGUUUUCGCUCCCUCUGUUUUACCAACCUUCUGUAAGUGAAGCAUGUAGUUGUAGGCGGUCUUCUCCAAAUUGAUACAAUGUUUUAUCUUGAAAUGUAUCGUGGGUGUGUGAGUGUUAUAGGUAGGUGUUUUAUAUCGGCAUUGAAAGGGGCCUGCUGCGAACUACUCCGUUGAUUUGUUCGUCUAAGAGAGACAUCUCUAACAGUGGCAAAUGCAAGACCCAUAGGAGAAGCAGACAAAAUUUCGUUUCUCGAUGUUCGCGGCAGGCCCUAAAAAAUGCCUACGAAAGAAAGUUGAACCGCUUAAACUCAUUAAACCAAAAUCAUGAUUUCGAUAGGUUCUACUUUUGUUUCAGAAAUAUUCAGUAAAAACGCUAAAAUACUCAAUUGUGCAAUAAAUAAUGGCAGUUUUAAUCAUUAUGCCGGUAAUAAAAUAUUUUUCAAUUUUGCA
Cydia pomonella (codling moth) is the source of this 2489-nucleotide messenger RNA. RefSeq names its product phenoloxidase-activating factor 2. The transcript is spliced from 9 exons. Bases 110 to 1351 code for a protein of 413 amino acids. Gene Ontology annotation, molecular function: serine-type endopeptidase activity. The record is from RefSeq and is a predicted model, not a curated record. NCBI's taxonomy places the organism in Eukaryota, Metazoa, Arthropoda, Insecta, Lepidoptera, Tortricidae. Gene Ontology annotation, biological process: proteolysis.